Trichomonas vaginalis G3 is the source of this 981-nucleotide messenger RNA. Its product is annotated as organellar and viral DNA polymerase type B. The record is from RefSeq and is a predicted model, not a curated record. The annotation marks the transcript as partial. NCBI's taxonomy places the organism in Eukaryota, Parabasalia, Trichomonadida, Trichomonadidae. Gene Ontology annotation, molecular function: DNA binding; DNA-directed DNA polymerase activity; nucleotide binding. The transcript has a single exon. Gene Ontology annotation, biological process: DNA replication.
AUGCUAAAUGAAAGAUUACCAAUGACAACAUAUUUUAUUCGCAACUAUAUAGAAAUCUUGAAGGAGUGUGGUGGAAUGAACAUUGAGAAACAGAUGAAGAUUUAUACAAAGAGAGAGAACAAAUAUGUAGUUCGUUAUGAUAGAACAACACUGUUAUGGGAUGUUAUGAAAACAUUGUGGGAGUGCAAAUAUUUCGAACCUAUUUCUUAUGGAGAACUUUUCACAUAUACGACUGACUUAUAUAAACAGAACCUUGCACCAUUUAAAGAUUUGACAUAUGCUCCAAAGUAUUGUGUACAACUGAAGAAGAAAGCCGAGUCAAAAGAAGUAAAUAAAAAUAAGUGCAAGUUCAUUCCUGAGCACGUUUUCUUUGCUGACUUUGAAUGUAGCACUGAUGGAGUUCAUAAAGCUUUUAACAUAUGUUACGACGGUGAAGAUGGUUCAGUGAGUGAAAGCAUUUGGGGUCAGAACUGUGCAACAGAAUUUUUGGAACGACUUCCUGACAAGAGUUUAAUAUAUUUCCAUAACCUCAGUUAUGAUAUAAACUUCAUCUUAAGACACAUGACAGAAGUGAAAGGAACUCCCAUCAUUAAAGGUUCACGAACAAUGCAGAUAACGGGAAUAUAUAAAGGUAAAGCAAUCAUUAUUAAAGAUUCAUACACUGUUAUAAAUAAGAAGCUUAAACUAUUUCCUGAAAUGUUUCAUUUGCAGUGUGGUGAAAAGGAAGUAUUUCCGUAUCAAUAUUAUUCAAGCUCUUUAUUAGCAAAUGACAACAGAACUGGUGUCAUUUCUGAAGCGUGUAAGUUUGUAAAAGAUAUUGAUACGUUCAUGAAAAACAUAGAUUCCAUCAAAGGUUGCAGAAUAGAUGAAAACCACUUCGACUUAGAAAAGUAUAUAUUUUAUUGCAAACAAGAUGUAAGAAUUUUAAGAGAAGGUUUUGUUAAGUUCCGCAAUGAUAUAUUAAAAGAAUUUGAUUUAAAC